CCGGGAGUCACUCCGAAACAAAGAAACACAUUCGACUUGUAAUCUAUUCCUCUUCUCUCAGUAGAGAUGACUGGAGCCGCUGUGUUCUUGUGUUUAUUCUUCCUCGUGUCUUUCUGUUCAGCCUGCUACAUCUCCAACUGUCCCAUCGGGGGCAAGAGGUCCGUCAUGGACUCUCCACAACGCAAGUGCAUGUUGUGUGGGCCAGGGGAGCAGGGCCGCUGUUUCGGCCCCAGUAUCUGCUGUGGGGAAGGGCUGGGCUGCUGGAUGGGCUCCCCAGAGACGGCACGCUGCAUGGAGGAGAACUACCUGCCCACCCCCUGUCAGGCAGGAGGGAGACCCUGUGGAUCUGAAGAAGGACGCUGCGCUGCACCAGGCAUCUGUUGUGACUCAGAGGGCUGCAGUGCGGACCAAUCCUGUCUGGCAGAGGAGGAAGGCGACAAUCAAAUCAGCCAAUCAGAGGGCAGCGAUGACGCCCUCCUCAGGCUCCUUCACAUGGCUGGCCACACCCCUCCUCAUCGAGUCCACCAAUGAGCUGCCAAUGAUGCCAGGUUUCCAUGGGGGUCACUUGAGAGAUUGGUUGUUAGGAUUUGUAGUUCAAGGUAACCUAGUUGUAGUUCAUUGAU
Oncorhynchus nerka (sockeye salmon) is the source of this 623-nucleotide messenger RNA. RefSeq names its product isotocin-neurophysin IT 2-like. The record is from RefSeq and is a predicted model, not a curated record. Gene Ontology annotation, cellular component: secretory granule; extracellular region. The transcript is spliced from 3 exons. NCBI's taxonomy places the organism in Eukaryota, Metazoa, Chordata, Actinopteri, Salmoniformes, Salmonidae. Bases 67 to 531 code for a protein of 154 amino acids. Gene Ontology annotation, molecular function: neurohypophyseal hormone activity.